UUCAGGGGAAAGGGGUUGACAAAUAUGGCAGCGGCCAACGUAGACAAUAUUUGCCACAUAGUGUUUUGUUGGGUGUGUUCACAGACAUUCGUGUCAAAAUAGCCUUCUGAGAGAACUGUCGUUUGUCAGUUGGCUCACCUGCCGUUGUCAUGGUAACGGCUACCUGUACAGAGCCGAUGUUAUAGCCACGCAGCUCGACAUGUUGGUGAUACGUCCGAAUAUACGGUUUUUGGUGGUCCUGGUGGCUUUCGUCGGCUGCCUGCUCUUCUCUGUUCAUCUGGUCUUCUUCGAGAGUAAAGUGGACAGGAACGUGGACGAGACUUGCGGGCUCCUUUCUCCACAAGAUUGACAUCAUCCUUCUGUCCGAGCAGAGCGUAGGGCAACUUCACAAGAAGAUACGGGAAAGGGCAAAGGAUGAACGGAAGGAGAGGGAAAGACGAGAAGAACAGGAGAAGGCAAAACAAGAGGAGCAGAAACGUCUGGAGAAACUAGCGAAACAGCAGAAGGAAGAAGCGAACAGCCACCUGGGAGAGGAAGCUGAAGACAAGCCUCCCCCGAAACCGAAGUUGAGUCAAGAGCGGCUGGACCAGAUCGCCAAGGCGGUGUCACACCUGCGGAAGGCGGACGAGAAACUGCCGUUCGAGAGGAGAGCGAAGCUGUGGAAGAUGGCCUAUGAGCGGGACGAUAAAUACAGCUUUUCGGAUUGUGAGGACAUGGAGGACUCCAUCGCCCGGAACCUGCCGGAGUCGCCCUGGUUCUCGGAGCGGUACAUGGAUGACCUGAAGCUGUUCCUGGACACGGAGGACAUCGACAACCCGUACACCUUCCAGAAACUACGUCACUAUGGACUGCCGUUCGGCUUCGGGGCACAGAAACGGGACGUCAUGGCGCGGCUGGUACACAAUGACAACUUCACCAAUGACGACAUCCACGGUGACUACCGCAAAGCGUGCCUGACCUGCGCAGUGGUGGGGUCCGGCGGAGAACUGAAAGGUGCAGGGAUGGGUAAAGAGAUAGACAAACACGACUAUGUGUUCAGGUUAAACAAGGCGAUGACGGGCUCCCAGUACUGGCCCGACAUCGGGAACAAAACCACCUUCUACACAUUCUACCCGGAGUCCAACUUCGUACAUCUUCUGAACGACAAAGAAAAUGUUGUCUACCUUUAUGCGGGGUUUAAACAGUACGAUAUCGACUACAUCACUGCAGUGGUGGAAGGGGAACCCAUGCCCAAAAUCAAGGCCAACAACAGAUACUGGUCGGUGCGCAACCCGAAGAUCCACGGACGGCAGUUAAAGCUCUUCCACCCCGACUUCCUGCGGUACAUCCACGUGUCGUACCUGAACCACACCGGGGGUCGGCCCACCACAGGCGCCAUGCUCGUCUUUACAGCUGUGCACAUGUGUGACAAGGUUGAUAUUUACGGGUUCGGGUACAACCCACGGUUCUCUGCGCACUACUACGACUCCACCUUCCACGAGCACACGGACAAGGGCACGGUCCACAACGGCACAAACGAGAGGCUGGUCUGGGAGCAGCUGCACGCAGACGGUAUCAUCAAUUGGUGGAAACGGGAUUCGGAAAGAUGACACAAGAUGGAAAGAUAAUAGACACUAUCGGUGCAAAAAUCUAUGCAAACACUGUACAGUAGUACUUUGGAGGGGGCUGUAAGAGACGGGAUUCGGACAAGAUGUUGUAAAGUCUAAAAGUAUGUACCAACAUUGUACUACCAUGGUUACUAGCAUAUUCAUGAUGCCAACGCCCGAGUAUCAACUGAUGGAAACGAGAUUUGAAAAGAUGACAGAUGAUGUAAAGACACUAGACACUGUGGUGCAGUUUUAUGGACUAAGAGUUACUACUUUGGUUAUAAGGGGUGGUGGGUUGGAAGAGACUCUGACAACGAGAAGCUCGAGAGCAUCCCCAUGCUGACAGUAUUACUAAUUAAUUGACACGGGUUUCGGACAAAUGACACAAGGAAUGAAGACACUGCUAAGUCUUGUGGGAUAAUGUAUGUUAUAUAAUGAGCUAUUUAAAAAUGCAAACACUUAAAUACUUUUGAGGGGCAUUGGAAUAGACUGACAACGAGAAGAUCCAGGGCAUCCCCAUGGUGACUGGUGGAAACGGGAUAUACGGACAGAUGGCACGGGAUCUAACAAGAGUUAGAAAUCACAUAAAAAAGACCAAGUCUAAGAAUUUCUCCCUCGCCGGAAAACGGAUUUUAUAUUCGGAAAGAAGACGAGAUGUAACAUGAGUUAGGAUCUCAUAGAAGGCCAAGUCUAAGAAUUUUUGUGAACAUUGCACUCCCACUAGCAUCACGCUAUUUGGGGGAAACGUGGAAAGAUACUCUGACACCGUGAAUCUGGUGUGGAAUCGGGAGAAUCAUCAUGUGGACGGUGGCAUACGAUGUGAAGACACCAUUGAGUCUCCUGGACCAGCUAAUGAAGAGUUUAUAUGCAAACUGUGUAUCGCAUUAUAGCAUCGUUCUUGGAGGGAGAACAUUAAAGAGACUUGUUUGAGAGUAUCGUCACGCAGACAGCACAAUCAACUAUUACGGAUCUAUGCAAGGAUUGUCCCAAGGAAACUUGGGGACACUCGGACAACAUCCUAAUGUCCUACGGAAAAAGAACUUACAUGCAUAUGUUACGGAUUGCUCAUUGAUCAAAUGUUUAAGAUAUAAACCGACAUAUUCUAUGUAAUAUUUGUACGUUUUCAACUUUAAAAUUUGAACUCCUGUUUUUAUAUUAAGCAUAUUCUAGUCCAGUACAAAUGCAAUUAAGAUUAAUAUAUUUCAGUCGGCGACAUACUAUAAAUGCCUAUUGUGGCAAGAUAAAACGAUUCAUCAAAUCAUCAUAAACAUCACUUGGAGUCUUAUUCAUUUAUUUCAUACAUUUCAUAACAAAAGUGUAAAACCAUGUAGACUGGUGUCAAGUAUCACAUUUGCUUUCAGUUAGAGAUGCAACAAACGAGUUCCAACCAAGCUCCAAGUCUUUUCCGUACAAAAUGGUAAAAUACACCAACAUAUUGGGGUAUAUGAUCCCAAUUUGCCAAUACCAACAGCAUUCAGUGCCAUGGCUUAAAAAGUUUACUAAAAUAUCGUGCAUUUAUUUUGGUCCAAAUCCUUAUAUAAUUACAUGUAUAUAAAAUACAAAUAUUCAGCUAUAUUGCAUUUUAACCAUAACAAAAAUUAAAAGUCAUAUAUUACAAUAAGUGAGAUAAAGUAUAUCUGGAUAAAAUUGUGAUUGUCAGUAAAUAUACAUACAAAAGGAACC
This is a messenger RNA of Branchiostoma floridae (Florida lancelet), 3269 nucleotides long. RefSeq names its product alpha-N-acetylgalactosaminide alpha-2,6-sialyltransferase 1-like. Gene Ontology annotation, molecular function: sialyltransferase activity. The record is from RefSeq and is a predicted model, not a curated record. NCBI's taxonomy places the organism in Eukaryota, Metazoa, Chordata, Leptocardii, Amphioxiformes, Branchiostomatidae.